Messenger RNA from Populus trichocarpa (black cottonwood), 1375 nucleotides. RefSeq names its product F-box protein At1g70590. Lineage: Eukaryota; Viridiplantae; Streptophyta; Magnoliopsida; Malpighiales; Salicaceae. Bases 196 to 1149 code for a protein of 317 amino acids. The transcript has 4 exons. Gene Ontology annotation, molecular function: protein binding. The record is from RefSeq and is a predicted model, not a curated record.
GGUCAUUAUUGGAUCGGAUCCGGCGAAUACGAAAUGUUGAGAAGGUAACUUUCAGGUGGGCCGGCCACAGAGCUCAGCGGCCCCACGUAAUUGAUGACGUGGUUAUGAAAGCAAUGACCAUUGAAGCGGUAGUCGGCUGGUCGCAUCUACCAGUAACCACCGACUUACUUCACUCUCUACACUCUACCAAAGAAGAUGAAGCAGAAAACUUGGCCUGGUCGCCAAUACCGUCAAUCAACCUUUAAAUUCUGGUUAUCAUCAGAAGCAGAUUUUCGGCAAUUAAGAUCAUCCGAUGGUGAUUUCUCGACACUUCCCUCCGAUAUUUUGACCAAAAUAGCGGCAUCGUUCACACUGCCUCAUCUGCAAACAGCGUCUUUGGUGUGCAAGUCAUGGAGCGAAGGGCUUCGGCCAUUGAGAGAAGCCUUGUUGUUCCUAAAAUGGGGAAAGCGGUUCAAGCAUGGCCGGGGAGGUGUGCGACCUAAUUUGGACAAGGCUCUCGACUCCUUUUUAAAAGGCGCGGUUCGUGGGUCCACCCUCGCCAUGGUUGAUGCUGGUCUUCUUUACUGGGAAAUUGGUAAAAAAGACAAGGCAAUUGCCCUUUAUAAAAAGGCUGCAGUGCUUGGAGACCCUUCUGGACAGUGUAAUCUUGGACUUUCUUACUUGCAAGCCGAACCUUCAAAACGAAAGGAAGCAGUGAAAUGGUUGUUUCAGGCUUCCAAAUCUGGUCAUGUUCGUGCUCAAUACCAACUCGCACUUUGUUUGCAUCAAGGUUGUGGAUUUGAUCGUCAUCUACACGAGGCUGCUAGAUGGUAUCUAAAAGCGGCUGAAGGUGGAUAUGUGCGUGCAAUGUACCGUGUUGCUUUGUGUUACUCAGUUGGGGAAGGUUUGGCUCAGAGUCAUCGCCAAGCAAGGAAAUGGAUGAAGCGGGCAGCCGAUCGUGGUCAUAGCAAAGCUCAGUAUGAGCAUGGACUUGGACUCUUUUCGGAAGGAGAGAAGUUGAAAGCUGUAGUUUACCUGGAACUUGCCACUCAUGCUGGUGAAACAGCUGCUGUUCAUGUCAAGAAUGUGAUUUUACAACAACUACCAGCAACUUCACGUGAUCAUGUCAUGAACCUUGCUAAUAAUUGGCGUGCUUUGCCUUCUCUCUGAGAUAGUCAUAAGGUUUGUAAAUCUUUGAAUAGUAGUUUUUCCAAUUAACUUGCAUACGUAAACAUAUCCUUCUGUCCUUAAUCAUGAAAUGUCUUUCUAUUUGUAUCAUUUACCCCACAAGAAUAUAUUUCUUGGCUGUUGACCACUGUAUUUGAGACUUUGGAUACUUGCAUGUCAAUACUCUCUAAUUCUACAGGAAUAAUAAACUAACAAGAUUGUAUCUCGA